This is a messenger RNA of Stegodyphus dumicola, 2163 nucleotides long. Its product is annotated as PDZ and LIM domain protein 3-like. Lineage: Eukaryota; Metazoa; Arthropoda; Arachnida; Araneae; Eresidae. Gene Ontology annotation, molecular function: muscle alpha-actinin binding; actin binding. Gene Ontology annotation, cellular component: filamentous actin; Z disc; adherens junction. Gene Ontology annotation, biological process: actin cytoskeleton organization; muscle structure development. The record is from RefSeq and is a predicted model, not a curated record.
CCAAAGUUUUCUGAAGUUCAAGAAACUUUUAGAAGAUUGAUUCGAGAAAACAUAGGGUUUUAUUUUAGACAAGCAUUGCACCAGUCUCCGUUAGGUAAUAAUGUGAAUUUAAAUCAACAGAAUUUGGAAAAUGUCAGAUUAAUCCUUUCCUCAAUAAAAACACAAAUUAGAAAUUUGACUUUACGACAAGCAAGCACCUAAGAUUUUCCCAGCAAGCUUUUAACAUAACGUGACAAACAGAUGCAAGACAGUGGUACGAAACUUUAAAGAAAUACAAGAGAGCGAGAUAAAGAAAAUAACGAAACAAACUGUGGAAAACAACAACACCCCAUAAAGAACCAAAGUAAAAGCUUGCUGGAAACUCUGGUUACGACUACUAUUUAUAAAGCGUCUUCUCUUUCUCCUUGUAUAUUGUCUUGGAGGAAACGCAAAGCAACGAAUUGGGUUCUGUUUGCUGGCAGCCUGACCUUCGCUUCGGCAGAAACUGAAGAUCCGCACAUUCAUUUGCACGAGCCGCUGUUUCUCCAAUGAUCCUCUGAGCAGCUAUGGCUUAUCAACAGGUGCCUUUAGAGUUAAUUAGAGAUGGACAGUGUACUCCUUGGGGAUUCCGGAUGACCGGAGGAGCCGAUAUUGGUGCCCCAUUGGUGAUACAAAAGGUGAGUUUUGGUAGUCCUGCAGCAGAUGGACAACUCCAGAAGGGAGACAUUAUAUUAUGCAUAAGAGAUCAAGAUGCCACUAAGAUUUCACACCAGAAGGCAACGGAUUUGAUUGCCAAAGCUGGAAGCACUCUCAAACUAAUCGUCGCUCGAAGCGCUACUAAUUCUUCUCCAGUUGCAUCAACUCCUAGUACACCAGUUGGCACUCCUCUGCGCCCUCUUCUCACACUCUCCGAUGGCAAUCAAAACAUCUUCAAGCCCCUGCCCACCACUAAUUUUGGAACGCAGCGCCAAAGACGGUCAUCCACUGAGUCAUUUACUAGUACAACCAGCAGCGACACAGAGAAAGAUCUAAUAGUUAAUCAACCUUACCGAUCUACUCCUUUAAUUCUACCGUCAGCUAAACCUUCCAAAGAUAUUCCAGUUGGUUCAUAUCUCAGAUUCGACCCAUUAAACAGGAGAACAAGUACGCCACCAAACUUAGGCCCACGUUUCGACGAUCCCUUCAUGCUUACGAAGGUGCAAGAAGCAAUAUUAGAAGCAGCCCAUUCAUCUGGUGCACCAAGUCCUCGUAGAACCCCAACACCUGACAUCGGUCUCCACAACGGGUCGCAUAUCUACCACCGCCAGUAUAAUUCUCCAAUAAAUAUGUACUCUAAUCAAGCUAUUGUUGAAGCUAUAGCAGCACAAACAGUGAUGACGAAGAAACCUCCACUCCAGGAAGCUGACGCUCUUCUGGACAAUAAGAAGCUAUUGAAUAUAAAACAGUCUCCAACCUAUCAAUUGAUACACGAUGAAGAAUGGAAGAAAGCUAAACUUGUAGAACAUGAACCACUUAAAGAACAUGUUUACAACGUAGUGCCACGUGAUAGCGAUCACUAUAAAUCUGAAAUUCAUCAGUCUGAUAGUUUCAAAGCGAUAAUGCACGAUUUAAAAGGCAUUUCAGAUUUCUGAAAUUCCAUCACAAAACUGAAACUUUCCCUUUCAAACACGAUCUAAUGUUUCGUAAAAUUGGCAGCACCAAAAUUCCCAUUAGGAAUUUGGAAAAAAAUAAUUUUCUCUUUCUCUCUUUCUAUACGUAUGUUACUGGCAAAGUGUGAAAUCUAAUGCUGUAUAUAAAACCUGAGUCUCAUUACAAUGCCAGUAAUAUGUUUAUAUAUAAAGUUAUUAAGUCACCUAUAAUUAUAUUAAAACAUAUAAGCAUUUCAUUUGAAAUUUAUUUAAAAUUUCAUCGGAACAUCUUUCUUAUUUGAAUAUGGUUCUUUAAACUCACAUUUUACAUCUUCACAAGCGUAAAAUCAUUAAAAAGUUUAUCUCUUCAUUUCAUCAGACAAUAGAUUCUGUAUAUCGAACAUCAUACCUGCUUAAUCACACAAAAUUUGUUAUUCUAUAGAAUUUGUGAAGAAAUACUGCUGUUAUACAUCAUAUUGUGAAAGCGGAUUUGAAAACAUGGAAUUGUUUAUUUCAAACGAACUGCAUGCAUAAAUAAAAAAAAUAUAUGUACAAA